This is a messenger RNA of Neospora caninum, 3783 nucleotides long. Its product is annotated as DNA-directed RNA polymerase subunit beta. Lineage: Eukaryota; Apicomplexa; Conoidasida; Eucoccidiorida; Sarcocystidae. Gene Ontology annotation, biological process: DNA-templated transcription. Gene Ontology annotation, molecular function: DNA binding; ribonucleoside binding; DNA-directed RNA polymerase activity. Bases 1 to 3783 code for a protein of 1260 amino acids. The transcript is spliced from 14 exons. Gene Ontology annotation, cellular component: RNA polymerase II, core complex. The record is from RefSeq and is a predicted model, not a curated record.
AUGGAAGAUCCCUGGGAAGGAGGAAGGAGCGGCGGCCAUGGAGACCCGCCCUACGGCGCAGCAGGUCAAGGUGCACUGCGGAUGGCAGAAGGGAGGGCAAACGCCUCGCACGAUCUGGGUUUGGGAAAUGCUGGUUCGAGUGCGUCUUUCUCAGGUGGGGAGGCAGAGGGAGGAUACUCCCAAAGUCGACAGACGGAUGUUUUCUUCCCAGAUGACGAAGAGAGCGGAGAGCGUGGAGAUGAGGGUGACCAGAGCCCUGUAGACCAAGAUGCCUGCUGGGCUGUUGUCAGCUCCUUUUUCCAUUCUCACGGUCUUGUUAAUCAGCAGUUGGAGAGUUUUAACGAUUUCGUGUCUUACAAAAUCCAAGAAAUCAUCGACGAGCACCCUCCGAUCGAAAUCAAACCGACUCCCCAGUACCGACCCGAAGAGGAAGUGGAGAGCAACGUCAUCUACCGCCUGAAGAUGGACCAGCUUUCUCUGAAUCGGCCAAGCGUCGAAGAGAAGGAAGGUAUUUCGAAGCACCUGUGGCCGUACGAGGCACGCACUCGAAACCUAACGUACUCCAGUCCUCUCUACGUUGACGUGGAGCAAACGACGUACACAGUCGACCCGGAAACUGGGGUUGAGCGUCUGGUGGACCAAGUGACGUACAGUCGCGUGCUCUUGGGGCGAAUCCCCAUGAUGCUCAAAUCGGCGUACUGCUGGACAAAGGAUCUGCCGGAGCACGACUUGGCGGAUGUGGGCGAGUGCGCGUACGACCAGGGCGGCUACUUCAUCAUCAAUGGAGGCGAAAAGGUUCUUGUGGCGCAAGAACGCAUGGCGUCGAACUUUGUCUACGUCUUCCAGAAGAAGCAGCCGUCGAAAUUCGGCUGGGUCGCCGAAGUCCGGAGUCAGAAAGAGGGCAUGCAGGCGACGAGUGGUUUCGCAGUAAAGAAGCGCAGUCGGACGGGCGAAGGUCGGGGCGCGAAGGGCGGCCGCCCAGGAGGGCAAAUCGUCGCUGCGCUCCCGUACAUUCGAACCGAAAUUCCGAUUGUCAUUCUCUUCCGAGCCCUCGGAUGCAUUUCGGAUCGCGACAUUCUUCUGCGCGUGGCGUACGACUUGAAAGAUCCGCAGUUGAUCUCUCUGAUGAAGCCUUCGUUGGAGGAAGGCUUCGACUACGGCUCACAAGACGUCUGCCUCGACUUCAUCGGCAAACGUGGGCCGACCGUGGGGGCGCAAAGGGAGAAGCGCAUUCAGUACGCGCGGGAGCUGCUGCGGAAAGAAGUCCUCCCGCACGUCGGAACGGAGGCGGGCUGCGAGAACAAGAAGGCCUUCUUCAUCGGCUACAUGGUGCAUCGCCUUCUGCUGGCAGAUCUCGGUCGAAUCAACCAAGACGAUCGUGACCACUUCGGGAAGAAGCGACUCGACAUGGCUGGGCCUCUCAUUGCGGCCAGCUUCGGCACUCUGUAUCGAAAAAUGAUCAAGGACGUCCGGCGCAUUCUUCAGAGACAGGUCGACCACGGCAAGUCGUUCGACGUCGCCGGCGCGAUUCGCAGCGCGUCCCAGAUCACGCAAGGCCUUCAGUACCAGAUCGCGACUGGAAACUGGGGGAAAGACAAGGAGGGGAAGAUCGUGCGAACCGGCGUGGCCCAGGUGUUGAAUCGUCUUACCUUUGCCUCUGCGCUUUCGCACCUGAGGAGACUCAAUACGCCGCUCGGCCGGGAAGGGAAAAUGGCGAAACCUAGGCAGCUCCACAACACGCACUGGGGCAUGAUUUGCCCCGCGGAGACACCCGAAGGCCAGGCUGUCGGCCUCGUCAAAAACCUCGCUCUCAUGUCAGACAUCAGUGUCGGCAGUGCUACCAACACAGUCCAUGAAUUUCUUGUGGAGUGGGGCCUCGACCCUUUGGAAGAAAUGACCCCAGACGUGAUCAAGGAGCGCGUCAAAGUUUUCGUCAAUGGAAGCUGGGUCGGUUGCUUCGACGAGGCCGACGUCCUGUGCCAAACGCUCCGCCAACUCCGACGCCGUUGCGAUAUAUCGAGCGAGACGUCCAUUGUUCGGGAUCUCGUCAACAGGGAAGUGAAGAUCUUCACAGAUGCAGGACGGGCAAUGCGACCGCUCUUCGUCGUCGAUGAGGGAACCCGGGAUCUGGUGAUGAAGCGCGGCCACCUGGAAGAGCUGCAGCGCCGCGGGAAGGACGAGAAGUCUUGGGGCUAUCUCAUGGAGAAAGGCAUCAUUGAAUUUGUCGACUGCGAAGAAGAGGAGACGUGCAUGAUUGCCAUGUUCGUCGAGGACAUUCGCAGCGAGAAGAGACUCGCCUUCCCGUACACACACUGCGAGAUUCACCCGUCUCUGAUCUUGGGCGUCUGCGCCAGCAUUAUUCCGUUUCCAGACCACAACCAGUCUCCGCGUAACGUUUACCAAUCUGCCAUGGGAAAGCAAGCCAUGGGCGUGUACACGUCGUCCUUUAACCACCGGAUGGAUACGCUCGCGCACCUGCUGUACUAUCCGCAGAAGCCCCUGGUGUGUACUCGGGCCAUGGAGUUUCUGCGCUUCCGGGAACUUCCCGCGGGCAUCAACGCCAUCGUGGCCAUUCUCUGCUACUCGGGGUACAACCAAGAAGAUAGUCUCAUCAUGUCGCAGUCGAGCAUCGAUCGGGGACUGUUCAGAUCCGUCUUCUACCGGACCUACUGCAGCGAAGAAAGGCAGCAGGGGAGCCUGAUGGUUGAGAGCUUCGAGCCGCCCAGCAUUGAGCACGUCCAAGGCAUGAAACGCGGAGACUACUCCAAGCUCGACGCAGAUGGACUGGUAGAACCAGGCAGCCGCGUGCUGGGAGAUGACGUGAUCAUUGGAAAGACUUCCCCGAUCUUUGACGACGACGCAGGCAUGCCUGGCGCGGCAGCUGGGAUCGCGGGGGUACCGUCCCCCUUUGCAAAACGCAAGCGCGACUGUUCGUUGUGUCUGCGAUCUUCCGAAACAGGCGUUGUGGAUCAAGUCAUGCUGUCGGUGAACAGCCGGGGCAGCAGAUUUACCAAGGUCAAAGUGCGGAGUGUUCGCAUUCCCCAGACAGGAGACAAAUUUGCUUCCCGACACGGCCAGAAGGGAACGAUUGGCAUUACCUACCGGACAGAAGACAUGCCGUUCAACGAGGAGGGCAUCACGCCAGACCUCAUCAUGAAUCCCCACGCCGUUCCAUCUCGUAUGACAAUUGGGCACUUGGUCGAGUGUCUUUUGGGGAAGACAGCAGCCAUUUUCGGUGGCGAAGGUGACGCAACUCCGUUCAACGGCUACGCGGUGCUGGAUAUUUCGAAUCGGCUUCACUCGUUGGGUUAUGAACGGUUUGGCAACGAACGGCUGUACCAUGGCCACACGGGGCGUCACCUCCCAUCCCUUGUUUUUUUCGGCCCGACGUACUAUCAGCGCCUGAAGCAUAUGGUGGACGAUAAGAUCCAUGCAAGAGCUCGAGGACCCGUAACGAUGCUCACACGCCAGCCUAUGGAAGGAAAAAGCAGAGAGGGUGGUCUGCGAUUCGGAGAAAUGGAGCGAGAUUGCAUGAUCAGCCACGGUGCUGCCCAUAUGUUAAAAGAAAGGCUGUUUGAGCAAAGUGACGCCUACAGGGUUCAUGUGUGUGAUAUCUGUGGCUUGGUCUGCACGGCGGAUCUGUCCAGAGGCAACUUCGAAUGCAAACUGUGUGACAACAAGUCGAGAAUAUCUCAAAUAUGCAUCCCAUACGCUUGCAAACUUCUUCUCCAGGAACUUAUGACAAUGUGUAUCUAUCCAAGGCUGGUUCUCCAAGUCGCUUAG